UUUAGUUUUGGUUUUACCUCGGAGGUGGGUGGAAAAGAAUCUAGCAAAUAGUCUCAGUCUGAGUAUUCUAGUGGCCGGGAUGGACCCGACUAGGGUAGAAUGGGGUAGAGCGAGACUGUCUGCUGGGGAGAAGGAAGUUUAUAACCAAGUUGUGGAUUCCUUGAUGGGAGGAGGGUUUUGUUUAUCUAAGGGAAAAGUUAAAAGAUUUGUUAAAUGGAUUUUCUUUCAUUUUCCAACUACUGCCUUUGAUGAAGUAAAAACGCUAAGAUUUUGGGAUAAGAUCGGAAUGAAACUUGGAGAAGAUGCAAUGAUAGAUGGUGAAUCAAAAAGUAAUUUUUAAUCAAAUUUUAAUUACUUUUUAAUCAAAAAGUAAUUUUUAUCCUCUCUUUAUAAAAUUGAAAAUUAUCACAUUAGUAAUGGAAAACAAAGUGAAAGAAAAUCCAAAUAAAUCUUCCCCAGUUCCUCUUGAAACCCCUGCUCCAGUUCCCCUUUUUCCUGACCCCCAGCCUCCUGAACCGAGUGAGCUGAGGGGAGCAAACCACCUGCAGCAAGUGCACAGCUGCCCCCACAUUGUGGGUCUCCCUAGCUGCCCACAUCUCCCCCGGUUCCCCUCUGGCUCUGGCAGGACUGAUCACCCUGUCAGAGCUCCUUCCCUAGACCCUAAUACAUCACCCCUUUUACCUGUAGUAAAACCUGUAGAUCGUCCCCCAGAUUCCUCACCUCACCCAGAGUCUCAGAAUGGAGAAUGUCAAAUAGCUUUGCCUUCAUUUUGUGGUUCUUCCCCCCAUAAUCCCUUUCUCACCCGCUCCCUUCCCCCUUACCUCGAGUCACAAAAUGUUGGACACCGCAUGGCUUGGUCCCCAUCUUGUGGUCCUCCUUCUACUUCCCAUAAUCGCUUUUUCCUUUGUUCCCUUCCCCUGUCUCAAAACCCACAGUUGUGCUCUGGCUUCUCCUCUUCCCAUCCUCAAAUUCCCCUAGCUUUACCCCGUGUAUCUCCCUUCAAUGAAGUGUUUCUAGAUUUUGUAGGCAAAGUCAGAAAGGUAGUGAAAAAGAGAACUCCUAGAUUAAAAGCCCAAGAUGACAUCAUAAUAAACAUCGUAACUGAAGGUGCAAAUGAAGACUGCAAGACUCAGCCUUCCUUCUUCACCACCACCAUUGUUAGGCCUAAGUAUAGAAGAAUGUACCAGAAAAGCAAGACUUCCUCAAGCAGAAGCACUAAAGAAAGUCACCACAGCAGGAACAGAGCCUCCACUACCUUCCACAUCAAUGUGACGUCCGUAGCGGACAACAUGUGGAAACAACUGAACAUCUUUACAGAAUAGAGUUUGUCCGGAUGGAUGUCAUCUGUUAUCAAAGACAUUUGUUUAGUUGUGUUAAUGCUGUGCCUAAUUUCUGUUGUUAUUAGCGUUUGUAGAAAACUGUUUGUUAAAAGUGUUGCCAACUCCAGCCGGGAACCCUCUCCCCCUCAGUGAUGGUAGAAAGAAUCCAAAGUUUAAUUAGACACCAUUGCCACUGCCAUCAUCCCCUCAACACUAUAAUAAAAAUUAAACAAAAAAGGGGGAAUUGGAGCAGUGGGGG
This is a messenger RNA of Onychostruthus taczanowskii (white-rumped snowfinch), 1578 nucleotides long. RefSeq lists its product as uncharacterized. NCBI's taxonomy places the organism in Eukaryota, Metazoa, Chordata, Aves, Passeriformes, Passeridae. The record is from RefSeq and is a predicted model, not a curated record. The transcript has 2 exons. The coding region runs from base 417 to 1322 and encodes 301 amino acids.